ACGCGGAAGUGCCUAGAGGACACUGAGGAGACAAGACCAUGAGAACAAGAGAAACACGGAGAACGAGGACAGAGCGGGGGAAUUAAUAUUACAAUUCGCAGGCUUGAAUAUUGUAAUGUGGCAGUUCUUUUCUUUGAACUCAUGUUUUAUGUGAGAAGUUUGACAAAGGUCUCAGUGUAUUCACCUACAGCUGCUGGGGUAGCUUAAUACCAAUGGGCACAUUAUUCACAAAGUGAUGUGUUCUUCAUAGAAACUGACAUUUGCACGUUGAAUAUUUGGAACUAAUAGCUCUGUUUUAUAGAUUGCACUGAUAAUGCUCAGUAUGGCAUGUAGUAGAUGUUUGUGGAGGACUGCUGGUUUAUAUAAGAGACCAAUUCGAAUAAUAACACCUGGGAAGAACAGAGGAAUCCAUGUGUCAUCUGUAAGAAACACCAUCAUGCCAGCGUGGGUGAUCGACGAUUACGGGAAGAAUGAUGUCCUGCGCUUCAAUGAAAAUAUGCUUUUCCCUGUCAUCAAUUACCCCAAUGAAAUCAUCAUCCAGGUGCAUGCUGCAAGUAUCAACCCCAUUGAUGUCAAUAUGAGAAAUGGUUAUGGAGCUGCCAGCCUGAGUAUGACUCGUGAUCCCCUGCUCAUGAAAACAGCGGGCAGUGAGUUCCCUAUAAUUCUAGGAAGAGAUGUUUCCGGAGUUGUAAUGGAGUGUGGACUUGCAGUGAAAUACUUUAAACCUGGAGAUAAGGUCUGGGCAGCAGUCCCUCCAUGGAAGCAAGGCACUUUUGCAGAAUUUGUUGUUGCAAAUGCCAAUGUGGUGUCCUUGAAGCCAAAGUCACUUAGUCAUACAGAAGCUGCUUCCUUGCCUUAUGUUGCCCUCACAGCAUGGGCUGCCCUUGUUAACAGCUGCGGUUUGAAAAAGGAAACCUGUCCAGGAAAACGCGUUUUAAUAAUUGGUGCAUCUGGAGGAGUUGGCACAGCUGCCAUCCAGUUAUUAAAAGCAUGGGGGGCACAUGUGACUGUUGUUUGCUCUGGAGGGGCUCAAACACUGAUGAAGGACCUGGGAGCUGAUGACUUUAUUGAUUACACAGCAGCAAGUCUAAAAGACCAGCUGAAGACAAGAGACUUGUUUGAUGUUAUUCUUGACAAUGUAGGUGGAACGAGUGAAGAAUUGGCUCUUCAGUACCUUAAGCCAUGGUCUGGAGCUUCAUACUGCACACUGGUUACUCCUUUUCUGCAUAACACUGAUCGACUGGGUAUAGCAGAUGGAAUGAUGCGUUCCGGUAUGACUCUGGGAUCAAAAGUAAUAAAGCACCUCUGUAAAGGGAUCCACUACCGUUGGGGAUUUUUUACCCCCAGUGGGCCAGCCCUAGAUGAAUUUGGUGAACUUGUGGAUGCUGGCAAGAUGCGCCCUGUUGUUGAAAAAGUGUUUCCAUUUUCCGAUGUUCCUCAAGCUUUUGAUAAGUUAGAAGCAGGACAUGCACGAGGAAAAACAGUAAUUCAGGUCAUUGAAUCAAAACAAUAAAACUUUUGUACAUUCUA
This is a messenger RNA of Rana temporaria (common frog), 1530 nucleotides long. RefSeq names its product reticulon 4 interacting protein 1 (gene RTN4IP1). Gene Ontology annotation, cellular component: mitochondrion. Gene Ontology annotation, molecular function: zinc ion binding; oxidoreductase activity. The transcript is spliced from 9 exons. The record is from RefSeq and is a predicted model, not a curated record. Bases 314 to 1513 code for a protein of 399 amino acids. NCBI's taxonomy places the organism in Eukaryota, Metazoa, Chordata, Amphibia, Anura, Ranidae.